AUGGGUGGCCUGGCCUUGGUGAAGUCCGGCGACGAAGUGCUCAGGCGCCUGGGAAUCACCAAUGAUUUCGAAGCCUCCACCGAUUGGCUCCUAAGGCUCUCAGCCUUGCAUCUCUUUAUUGCAGCCGUGGCUCUCGCGGCUCAGCCACAGGCGGUGAUCAUGGAAGUGGCCUCCAAGCUUCCCAUUGAACGGGCCGAACGCAUCGCCAAGGUCUUUGAGCGUGUGGAUGAAAACCACGAUGGAGGCAUUUCUUUGGAGGAGCUACAGCGACUGUUUGUCAGCAUGGGUCUCAAGGACAAAGCUCUUCAUGCCAAAGCCUUUGAGACGCUUGACAUCAACGGAGACGGCGUUCUCAGCUUCAGCGAGUUCGCUGCCGGUGUCCUGACUGUCUUUUCGGACCUUCUGGAGGAGCGUUUUCUGGAACUCUUCCGCCGCCACGACUUGGACAGCGAUGGCAGGUUAAGCCGGAGCGAGCUGGAGGUUUUCUUGGAAAAGGUACUCCCAUUGGCCAAUCGUUCGGUGCAACAAAGCCCGGACCCCGUGAUCGACAGCCUCGUUGGAAAUCACGACUUGGUGACCUUUGAGGAGCUGAAAGACAAGCUCCUCCCGAAGCGACAAGCGCGACGCAAAUGAUCCGGACGUUUGACAUGUGGACGAAUUCCGGCCGCAAAAAAGAUUGCGGGCUUGUCCACCAGCUCUUGGAGGAUUUUGGUG
Molecule: messenger RNA, 714 nt
Organism: Cladocopium goreaui
Lineage: Eukaryota; Dinophyceae; Suessiales; Symbiodiniaceae
Source: the annotation of a GenBank genome assembly